Messenger RNA from Leishmania major strain Friedlin, 1461 nucleotides. RefSeq names its product putative pretranslocation protein,alpha subunit. Gene Ontology annotation, molecular function: ribosome binding; signal sequence receptor activity; transmembrane protein transporter activity. Gene Ontology annotation, biological process: post-translational protein targeting to membrane, translocation; SRP-dependent cotranslational protein targeting to membrane, translocation. NCBI's taxonomy places the organism in Eukaryota, Euglenozoa, Kinetoplastea, Trypanosomatida, Trypanosomatidae. Gene Ontology annotation, cellular component: membrane; Sec61 translocon complex. The transcript has a single exon. The coding region runs from base 1 to 1461 and encodes 486 amino acids. The record is from RefSeq and is a predicted model, not a curated record.
AUGACGAAGCAGGCGAAUUGGUUAAUGUCGCUGAAGCCGAUGCUGGCGGUGCUGCCGGAGAUCGAGAAGCCCCGCCGCGUGCCUGGCAUCAAGGAGCGCAUCAUGUGGACAGCUGUGGCGCUCUUUGUCUUUCUCAUUUGCUGCCAAGUCCCCGUGUACGGCGCCCGCCCUGGCAACGCCAGCGACCCGUUCUACUGGAUGCGUAUUGUGCUGGCGAGUAACAAGGGUACGCUGAUGGAGCUUGGCAUUUCGCCUAUCGUGUCCGCUUCUCUCAUCCUGGAACUGUUAGCUGGCGUGCGCAUCCUCACCUACGACCAGAACAACCGUGAGGAGCGGGCGGUAUUCGAGGGCUUCCAGAAGAUGAUGGGCCUGGUGAUCACGGCGGUGGAGGCGGUGGCGUACGUGUCCUCGGGCAUGUACGGUGAUCCGUCCCGUAUUGGCGUGGUCAUGUGCGGGUUGAUUGUUCUCCAGCUCAUGGUGGCAACCAUGAUUUGCAUUCUUCUGGACGAGCUCCUGCAGAAAGGAUGGGGCAUUGGGAGCGGCACCUCCCUCUUCAUCGCCACAAACGUGUGCGACACCAUCAUUUGGAAGGCAUUCUCUCCAUCCACCAUCAACACUGGCCGCGGCGCCGAGUUUGAGGGUGCCAUCAUCGCCUUCUUUCACCUGCUUGUCUCGCGCACCGACAAGGUGCGUGCGCUGCGUGAGGCAUUUUACCGGCCGCAGCUGCCGAACCUGACGAACAUCUUCUCCACCGCCGUGGUCUUCGCCGUUGUCGUCUUCUUCCAGGGCUUCCGUGUGCCGCUCAUGACAAAAAGUAAGUUCAACGGCAACGACCGCCAGCCUUACAUGAUCAAGCUCUUCUACACGAGCAACAUGCCGAUCAUUCUGCAGACAAGCGUUGUGUCGAACAUCAGCUUCUUUUCUCAGAUCCUGUCGCGCCGCUUCGGCAACCGAAACUUCCUGAUCAACCUGCUUGGCCGGUGGGAAGAGCGCGGAUACAACGGCGGCGGCAGCGGUCAGCUGUUUCCUGUCGGCGGCCUUGCAUACUACCUCGUGCCCCCGGCGACCUUCUACGACCUGCUAGCCGACCCCAUUCACGCCAUAUUCUACGUGGUUUUUGUGCUGACCUCGUGCGCCGUCUUCUCCCGUCUGUGGAUCACCAUCUCGCAUACGGCACCGCGAGAUGUGGCGAAGCAGCUGGCCUCACAGGGCCGCUGGCUUGUGCAGGCCCGCGAGAGCGAGGAUGAUAUGACCCGGCUCCUGGAGAAGUACAUCCCCGUCGCGGCCAGCUUCGGGGGCCUCUGCGUCGGCGCGCUGACGAUCUUUGCAGACUUUCUUGGCGCCAUUGGUAGCGGCACUGGUAUCCUGCUCUCCGUCACCAUGAUCAACCAGUACUACGAGAUUCUUCAACAGGAGGGCCAGGACCUCGGCUACGGCUUCCUGAAGCAAAAAGUUGCGUAG